AUGGUAAAGGUGACGGAGGUGAACUGGAACAAAGUGUUUUCGAAUGAAUUUAUUAUUAGCGUGUCUGUCAUUGGAGGGAUAGGCGUCGGCAUUUUUCUGGCGAUUUUCAUAUUCCAAUGUUAUCACAGAAACUGUUUCCAGAAGAUCAGAGAGAUAUUCAUCCACGGAGACUACUCAUCGGAGAAGAUUAGGGUGUUGUCGUAUAAUCUGUGUUUGAGAGCACCACUUAUAACUAAUAACGGAGACGAUUUUAAAGCCACAAGACUCGAACUUUUCAUUAAAAACGUGAUCGAUAAUUACGACAUCAUUCUACUCCAAGACGUUAUUGGCGCUUAUAAUGCAAGAAGAACACAUUUGAUAGAAUGCUCUGCUGAGGUCGGGCUGUGUUAUUCACACGUCAGCCUCACACCUAUUUUGCCGUGCUUUUUGUGUGAUGGAGGACUUAUGAUCUUAUCACGAAUGCCACUUCUUAAUAGAGAUCAAUACGUCUUUAAGAAAUCAGUGUUUCCCGAUUCACUCUUUUCAAGAGGAAUUUUGUACGCAAAGGUCCACCCAAACAACACCACAACAAUCCAUUUAUUUAACACCCAUUUGCAACCAAUUUCUAAAGACGAAAAAGCAAAAGAAGUCCGACGACAUCAACUUGAUGAAGUUGUGAAAUUCAUUCAAAAGAAGACGGCCAAAGACAAUUUCCCAAUAUUGGUGUGUGGCGAUUUCAGCGUGAAUGCACUGGAGAGUACUCCUGGUGUUGUGGAGAAUGUGAUUGUGCAAAGCAGUGAAGCAAGUGAUGAUGAAAAAGAAACGCUGGGGAAAGACAUCAUCAAAUACGUGGAAGAACAAACAGACGAAUAUAUUCAAGUGAUCAAUUCGUUGUCACUUAUUGGCACUGUUAAAGAUGUAAUGUACUCUGGUUUACAAAGACAUCCAGUUACACUCGGGGAUACUUACUUUGAAGGAAAUACAGAAAUGCCACUCGAGACAGUGUUGACUAAACCAGAUGACCAAUAUAGUAAGAGGUGCCAAGACUUCAUAUUUACUAUAACUCGGUCAAAGGAAUUGGAAAUUGUCGAACCGUAUGUCCAUACGUACGACGUCGCUGAUGAGGAAAUCCAGUUUCUUUCGUCACACUACGCUCUCAGUUGUUCUGUAAAAUGUUGA
Entamoeba invadens IP1 is the source of this 1158-nucleotide messenger RNA. RefSeq lists its product as hypothetical. Gene Ontology annotation, cellular component: cytoplasm; extracellular region. The transcript has 2 exons. The record is from RefSeq and is a predicted model, not a curated record. Gene Ontology annotation, molecular function: sphingomyelin phosphodiesterase activity. The coding region runs from base 1 to 1158 and encodes 385 amino acids. Lineage: Eukaryota; Evosea; Mastigamoebida; Endamoebidae.